This is a messenger RNA of Clarias gariepinus (North African catfish), 2261 nucleotides long. RefSeq names its product G protein-coupled receptor 17 (gene gpr17). NCBI's taxonomy places the organism in Eukaryota, Metazoa, Chordata, Actinopteri, Siluriformes, Clariidae. The record is from RefSeq and is a predicted model, not a curated record. Bases 151 to 1182 code for a protein of 343 amino acids. Gene Ontology annotation, molecular function: G protein-coupled receptor activity. Gene Ontology annotation, cellular component: membrane. The transcript is spliced from 2 exons. Gene Ontology annotation, biological process: positive regulation of Rho protein signal transduction; phospholipase C-activating G protein-coupled receptor signaling pathway.
AUGCUGCAUGCGAAGAAGCUGCUGGAUAACCUUGUGCUCUCACAGCAGCUUUUAACAGCCCCACGUUCAGAUCCAAACUACACCCUCUCUACCUCUUUCUGCUGCACUCGUCCUAGUCUGCACUGCUGAGCAGACUUGAGAAGAACCAACAUGGUCAUGAGCAUGGAAUCCUCUUCCACUCUGUUUCCCACACUGCUGUCCAAUCAGACGACUGAGAGCUGUAAGCCUGUAGACAACACAGUGGAGAAUCUCGUCUUUGGCCUCUACUACAUCAUAGUCUUUCUUCUCGCUCUGAAUGGCAACAGCCUUGCCCUGUGGAUCUUCUCCCGUCAGAGAGGAGCCUCAUCUCCUGCUAAUGUCUUCUUGAUGCACCUUGCUAUAGCUGACCUUUCUUAUGUUAUUAUUCUGCCUCUAAGAGCCACCUACCACUUGACAGGAGGUCACUGGCCAUUCGGUGAGGGUCCUUGCCGUGUAGCUGGCUUCCUUUUCUAUGUUAACAUGUAUGCCAGUCUUUAUUUCUUGGCUUGUGUAGCAGGGGAUCGAUACCUUGCUGUGGUUCAUGCUGUGAGCUCACUGAAGGUCCGCUAUGCCCGCUUUGCCCAUAUAACCAGCUUUGCUUUGUGGGCGCUAGUAAUUUUAGCUAUGUCUCCUCUAUUGCUGACCCAGCAGACUAUAGAAGCAAACGGCUCCACGGUGUGCUUGCAGUUGUACAGGGAGAAAGCUUCCCGCAAAGCCUUAGUCUCCCUCAUUGUUGCAUUCCUUCCUCCUUUCCUUGCAACACUCUCCUGUUACCUGCUCAUAGUUAACAGUCUUAGAAAGGGUUUGAGGAUGGAGCCAAUGCUAAAGGUGCGAGCAUUGCGCACAAUCGGCCUGGUCAUAAUCAUCUAUGUGGUGUGCUUCCUGCCAUAUCAUGUCAGCCGAGCCACAUUUAUCCUGGGUUACGGACAUCCGGAUCUCUCCUGCCAAACACAGCAAGGUCUAGCUCUCGCCAAUCGCCUGACUUCUUCUCUGACCUGUCUGAAUGGAGCUCUGGACCCACUGGUCUACCUUUUUGGAGCAGAGAAAUUCAGGGCCACCGUGCAAAAACUCCUGUGCAGGGAUAAAUCAGGUGGAUCUGCAGCAACCAGUGGCGAUCUUAAAGGGACACAUGAGAGUUCCCUGAGUGCAAAGUCAGAGUUCUAAGGAAACCUGGUUUUAAAAUCUAUAUGUGUCAUCUAUAGGCCAGGCUACAUAUCCUAUGUGCUCAAUCUGAUCCUAAAGUACAUGGACAUUGGGUUUGGGUGUGUAGACAUUUGAACAUAGUUAAAAGUGUAGACUGUCUGGCUUGUGAUUUUCUUAACCAGAAGUAAAAAGAGGAAGUUAUGCAAAUGCCAAAGACAGUUGAGUUAUUCUUACAGUUUGUCUGAGUGUACCUGAGCCUAAAAAUAAAAACGGAAGAAAUGUUUGUUUACUUAAAAGUAAAUUACAUAAUUGAACACCAUUCUGACCAUUAAUUCAUAAGUUACAGAUAAAGACCAGUAUAAGCUCUGGAUCCACUCUGACUCUGACCAGAACGCACCAUGACUAACAGAUCCCAGAGUAAUCAGAAGAAAAAGUCAUCCAACUUUUUAUUCAUUUUACUAACAACACAUGUUUUUUCAAAAUUUGAAUUUUAAAGGUUUAACUAAAUCAGCUUUUUAGUUUUUGCAUUGCAUUGUUACAGUUUGACAAAUGCAUUUAUUUGACUUAUGCUUAAAACCUAACACAAUGACAUGUAAAGGUUUCUAAAUAACAGCUGUUCAAGAAGCAGGUGUGGAAGAAAUAUCUCCAAGUGAAACAAAGCCUGUAUACAGUACAUAUGUUUUAUUAGCCAGUUUUUAAACUGUUAUUAGAUACUGUUUUUUUUGCCAGUCUUUAACUUAGUCAUGUACCAGAAAAUCAUUGCUAAGCAAACAAUGCUGCAUUGUUAUCUCAACUGAUAUGUGUUCAAAAUGUUUUUUUUUUUUGUUUUUUUUACCAAGACUGUUGUACUACAUCAAGCUUUUUUUUACUCUGCAGUACUUACUGUAUAUGGCUAUGCAAUUCAAACAUAUGCAUUGCAUUGCAUAACAAUGUGUACCUCUAUAUAAUUAAUCACCUUGAUCUGCUUAUUUUGCAUCUAUGACUGUGAAUAUGAAGGUAUUUAUUAUCCUAUUUCUUUGGAUGUUCCAAUUUUCAUUACUGUAUAAACUGUGCUAGAUGCACUAUUUUGUAAUCAUGUGUAAAUUAAACUGCUAUUUUUA